Molecule: messenger RNA, 1192 nt
Organism: Colletotrichum acutatum
Lineage: Eukaryota; Fungi; Ascomycota; Sordariomycetes; Glomerellales; Glomerellaceae
Exons: 1
Coding region: 497-886 (129 amino acids)
Source: RefSeq, a predicted model, not a curated record
AUCGAAACAUCACAGGAUACCAUCCCAAUCAAUGUCAAACCGUUUCCCCGAGUCACCAGGCUUUUACUUGAAAACUCACUGUUACCUUGUCUGGCAGAUGCAGGCUGCUUGUGAUAAUCAAUUUUUAUCGGCAUUCUGUUCAUAAGUCGGCCCAAACCGACACCCAGCUCCAUCAUCCACAAUAAACCCAGUUCGCCCGGAGUCCGCAAUUCCUCGAACCGUCUCUUGCCUCCCACUGCUUACACAAAGCAUCUGUUCGGGGUUCGCAUCUUUGUGUCACGUCAUAUUUCGAUCAACCACGGAAUUUCCUGUCCUUGAGAUCGGUCUCCGCACCUUGUCUGGGACUCCUUUUCGUUCCUGGUCUCGACAUUUUCGAUACCUUACUACCUCCAACUACCUAAACGGGGAAGCACUUACGGCAGCAGCCUUCGUGAAGAUUACCGCUACCUUGAAAUCUCUCAGCUCAACUCAAGGGAGGGAUUCAGGGACAUCAACCAUGUGCACUUGGUCCUACCUUCACCACCACCACGUUCAGCCGUGCCCUCGGCCGAUUGACAAUGUUUUCCACUGGGAAUUCUGCAUAGACGCUGGAAGAGAUUCAAGAGAUUCGGAUGGCAGCUUCCAGACUCCCUGCGAUAGAGUCACUUCCAAUGCGGUCCAGAACGUUGAUUUUGAUAAUCCUUGCGCAACCGGAGGCUGUCUGAUUUCUCCCGAUUGCAGUGCCGGCAGCUGCCGUUUGAAAGAGUUGAACAGUCAUUGGAUCUGUUGUCAAUGCAGCAGAGGAAGCAACACAAUGCGCUGGUGUCGACACAAAAUGAAGAAGAGUCCAGACACUUUCUGUUACCACCAAGUCUGCAAAAAUUGUACGGCGGACACUAACACCUGAGUCCUGACGACCACGCUAGAGCAAGACAGGUUAAUGGGCACCGCACACCCACUGAGCUAUGAUGAUAGGCGACGACGUGGAGACAGGAAGGAAUACACGAGGAGUUCGCAAGAGUGAUUUGGAAUCUUUCAACAGACCGACAAUUUGCUAUUCCAGAAGUGGCGCCAUAUCUCACUCGAUGCUCGUUCACCAGCCGCCACAUCCAAGUUCUCGGCUCUUCAUGGGCCGUGGAAAAACGGGUAUCAGAGUCUAGGCUUUUAGGCCCUAGUCCAGCAGCUGAUGUCGGGCCGUACACGGAUCGGGAUG